AUGCAUUUAACGAUAUUGUUUGCGCCAAACGAAGCCGUGGGACACGUGAACGCCUGCAUAGGUAUGGCUGAAGUACUGCUGAGUCGGGGCCACAAAAUAGUCUUUGCUGUCGACCAGUCAUUUGCGGGAAAGUUAUCGCCGUUUGGUUUCAUUGAAGAGAUAUUCACUUCAGAGAAAACAAGUGCUCAAAAGCCGGGAGAAAAUACAGCCAAAUAUGUACUCGAGUCGGGAAUCCUAUCAAACGUAACGUCGAGUGAAUCCAUGAAAAUAAUGCACACUUUGAGCUUCUUUGAGGAUUUGGUGGACAAAAUGCGAGCCAAUGGACCGCAGCUUAAGGCGAUUGUAGCCAAACAUAAUCCCGAUGUGUAUAUCAUCGACGACUUCGCCGCUCCGCCGACACUAAUCCACUCAACCAAACCCUGGGUUUUUCUCUAUAGCGGGAAUCCAUUGUCGGUAAUCGAGGACGAGAGGACACCACCGGGCAAUUCGGGCUAUGCUUCAAAUGGUGACCGACAAGAAUGGCAUGAAUUCAUUGAAUUAUCAAAAGAAAAGUUUAAACAUUUAAACAUUAAAUACAAUGAAUGGAUGAAAGAAGAGGGAUAUCCUCUCAACACUGGAAAUACAGGCAUUUCAGACUCGCCUUAUCUUAAUAUCUAUGGAUAUCCCGAAGAAUUGGAUUAUUUAGAUCUCAGACCACUUCCGGAGAAGUGGUUAAGAGUCGACGCAUUCAUGAGAAGAGGAGAGAAACAAGAGUUUAAAAUUCCCGAUAAAUUUCGGGAAAGAGAUGUCGAGAAAAGUAAACUAAUUUAUUUCUCAUUGGGUUCUAUGGGUUCAGCAAAUGUGGAUCUCAUGAAGAGAUUGGUGUCUAUUCUCAGCAAAAGUCAGCACAAGAUUAUUGUCUCGAAGGGAGUCUUCGGAGACACAUAUGAAUUGGCGGCCAAUAUGUGGGGCGAGCCGUCAGUCCCGCAGACAAAAGUGUUGCCAUUAGUAGAUGUGGUCAUAACACACGGCGGGAACAACACUAUCACCGAAACAUUCAGUUGCGGUAAACCAAUGAUUGUAAUGCCAUUGUUUAGCGAUCAAUACGAUAACGCACAGAGAGUUAUGGAAAAGGGAUUUGGGAUUAGACUUAAUCCGCACACCGUUUCAGAGCAGCAAUUAUUGGAUUCAAUUGAAAAGUUAUUGCAUGACAAGGAAUUGAAACACAAAUUAUCUGUCGCUUCGAAACACAUGGCAGAAGAGAUAAAGCACAUGAAGACAUCAGAUGUUACCGCAGAUGACAGCUAUGAAGACAACAAACAAAAGCCACAAAUGUAUGCGAAGGACUCAAUGGACAGAUUCGGUGAUGAUUUGUGUCAACUCUUGUUAUCAUAUCUGACACUCGAAGACCGUUUUGCCACCGAAUGUGUGUCCAAACAGUUCCGGAGGACUGUCUUCGAGAGUGUUGUGGACAUCACUCUCGACGACAAACUCAUCUGCAAAACACAGCCGAAGUCGUCGAUCAAAGAUAUUUAUUAUAUGAUUACUUUAAGCCUAAGAAUUGCCAAAAAGUGUCCAAACAUUGCGACCAUUGACUGCCGAGGAAUGACAUUAUCUUACAAAUACGUUGACGAAGUGUUGGCCAUAUUUCAAGACAAUUGCCGGCAUUUGCGGGACAUUUACUGCAAUUGUUUUCCCUCUCAAUUGUGCCAAUCGUUCGGAUCUCUUAUGACACGAAUCUAUUGUAUGGACCCAUUGAAGAGACAAUCACUCAUUCAUUGCCACCGAUUGUCUGAAUUACAUGCCCUCGAGUUGUCCGACGCCUUCGACAACACUUCCGGACAGUUAUUGGCGAAGAAUUUACACACAUUUUCAUAUACUUGGACUUCAAAUGAUAAUAACCAACAGUUGUCCGCAUUUGUGGCACACAAUCAGUCGCUUAAAAGUCUUGGCCUAAGAACUGACGAAACAGAUACUAACGAUACGCUGACCGAAAUGUGCGGACAAUUGUCACGAUUAACGCAAUUACGGGAAUUGUCGGUACAUUUCAUGCUAACGAGUGCUCACAACUCAUUGAACGCAUGUUUGCGUACAAUUGGCCAAAACUGCAAACAAUUGCGCCGAUUGUCACUCGCGUUGCACUCAACUGAUCCCCAACUCUAUGGCAAUACAAUGGAUUCAUUGAGAGUUUUUUCCCGAUUAAAACGAUUGGAUUUAUUAAUAUUCAAACCUAUGGACGAGAAACUGUUGGAACCGUUAAAACUCUGCCAACGAUUAACGCAUUUAACACUCAAUACAAUGCAAAUGAGUGAUAAAUUACUGGAUAAUUGCGGUAACCAUUGGCCGCGACUUCAAUACCUAACCAUCAGAUCCGAUGCAAUCACUGGCGAGUGUUUGGUUCAUAUCUCGAGACUACCGGCGCUGCAGACACUAGACAUUGAAUGCAAUCAUAGCAUUGAUCUCUUGGAUAAUGAUUUCUGGGAUCUGUUGUCCAGAAGUCCUAAACUAAAGAACAUUAAAAUCAGUGGAAAUAAUGAGAAGAAGUUUUAUUUAAAUUAA
Messenger RNA from Medioppia subpectinata, 2538 nucleotides. NCBI's taxonomy places the organism in Eukaryota, Metazoa, Arthropoda, Arachnida, Sarcoptiformes, Oppiidae. The record is from the annotation of a GenBank genome assembly.